UGCCUCAGUCCGCGUCCUAGCGGCCCGCAGAAGGCGGAGGGCUCCGGCUGGAGGCCGGGGGUCACGGCCAGCCUCUGGGGUCGCUCUCCCGGCUGCUGCCCGGUCCCCGCGCCCGCGGUCGUCCGGGGCCCCUUCGGGGAGCCCCAGCCACCCCGCCUGUACCCGGGUCGUCACCGGGAUGGCUCGGAUGCAGGCUGGAGUGGCAGAACCACUGUCCCGGGUCAUCGGUCUCCAAAAGCAGCCUUUGCUCUCUUUGCAGAAAGGAAAAGCAUCUCAGCCAUUCGGGUCACGGGGACGAGGGGCUCCACGUCCUGCUCUCGGCGCGGAUCUGUGGAUUUGGGCGACUUGGCGAAAGACAAGAGGACUGAACAAAAUGGACACACAAAUAGGGAACAUGGGGGAAGCAAAAACAACUGCUGAGCUACAGAAAACUAUGAUACAGGACUCAGUGGUCUUUGAGGAUGUGGCGGUGGACUUUACCCAGGAGGAGUGGGCUCUGCUGGAUCCUGCUCAGAGGAACCUCUACAGAGAAGUGAUGCUGGAAAACUUCCAGAACUUGGUCUCUCUAGGUUAUGUGCUGCGCACACCCCAUAUGAUCUCCCAGUGGAAACGAGAGGAAGUCCUGGGAUCAGAGAAGAGAGGGCUUUUCCAGCGCUUCUGUUCUGUGAAGCACCAGGAAGGUUUCGAGACUCAACUGAAAACUAAUUCAUCAGUUGCUCUGCAAGAUAUUUAUGGAGAAAAAAUAUCCAAUGAACAGAAAAUAGCUAGACUUAGAAGGGAUGGUUCCUGGUCCUCCACUUUACAUGAAAACUGGGAAUACUGUGGGAUUGAUAAUCAAAACAAAAGCCAUGAGAGAGAUUCAAGAAGAAGUCAUAUGGUAGAGAAUGUCUAUGAACGUAAUGAAAGUCAUGAUGGACAAAUUCCAUCGUUCGGUCAAAUUCCAGAUCAUAAAAUCCUCCAGAAAACUAAAGAAGUAAGCUACUAUGAAAAAAAGUGUGGAAAGGCCUUUGUGGAUCAUUUCUCUCUUAAGAAUCACAUCAAGUCUCAUAAUGGAAGCAAACCCUAUCAGUGCAAGGAAUGUGGGAAAGCCUUCCACUUUUUUGCUUGUUUUAAGAAGCAUGUGAAAACUCCUACUGAAGAGAAACCCUAUGAAUGUAAGGAAUGCACCAAAGCCUUCAGUUGUUCUUCAUUCUUUAGGGCACACAUGAAGAUUCACGCUGUAAAGACAAACUAUGAAUGUAAGGAAUGUGGGAAGAAUUUCAGUUGUUCUUCAUCCCUCACAGAACACAAAAGAAUUCACAGUGGAGAUAAGCCUUAUGAAUGUAAGGAAUGUGGGAAGGCCUUUAGCUGUUCCUCCUCUCUCUCCAAACACAAAAGAAUUCACAGUGGAGAUAAGCCAUAUGAAUGUAAGGAAUGUGGGAAGGCCUUUAGUUCCUCCUCUCACCUUAUAACACAUAUAAGAAUUCACACCGGAGAGAAGCCUUAUGAAUGUAAAGAGUGUGGGAAGGCCUUCAGUGAGUCCUCAAAACUCACUGUACACAUGAGAACACAUACUGGAGAGAAACCCUAUAAAUGUAAAGAAUGUGGAAAAGCCUAUAACUGUCCCUCCUCCUUAAGUAUCCAUAUGAGAAAACACACUGGAGAGAAACCCUAUGAAUGUCUGGAAUGUGGAAAAGCCUUCUAUCUUCCUACUUCCCUUAACACGCAUGUGAAAAACCAGAGUAGAGAGAAACCCUAUGAAUGUAAGGAAUGUGGGAAGGCCUUUAGCUGUCCCUCAUCCUUCAGAGCACACGUGAGAGAUCACACUGGAAAGAUACAGUAUGAAUGUAAAGAAUGUAGAAAGACCUUCAGUCGUUCCUCAUCCCUCACCGAACACUUAAGAACUCACAGUGGAGAGAAGCCUUAUGAAUGUAAGGAAUGUGGGAAAGCCUUCAUUAGUUCCUCCCACCUUACAGUGCAUAUAAGAACUCACACUGGAGAGAAACCCUAUGAAUGUAAGAAAUGUGGGAAAGCCUUUAUCUAUCCCUCUGCCCUUAGGAUCCACAUGAGAAUGCACACUGGGGAAAAACCCUAUGAAUGUAAAGACUGUGGGAAAGCAUUUCGUCAUUCUUCGUACCUUACUGUACACGCAAGAAUGCACACCGGAGAGAAACCCUUUGAAUGCCUGGAAUGUGGAAAAGCCUUCAGUUGCCCCUCAUCCUUUCGAAGACAUGUGAGAAGCCACACUGGCGAGAAACCAUAUGAGUGUAAGGAAUGUGGGAAAGCCUUUGUUUGUCCUGCCUACUUUCGAAGACAUCUGAAAACUCAUGCUAGAGAAAACACAUAAAUAUUAGGAAAAGGAAUAUCUGCAAAGCUUCUUCAAAUCUUAGGCAACUGAUGAAUGCUCACAUUAUGGAGAUAUUCUAUGAAUGUAAGAAGGUGGGAAAAUUGCUCAUCUGUUUGAAGAUCUGUGAGAGAAACUCUGUAUGUAAACCACAUGGUAACACCUUUGUGAACAUUGCUUACUGGGUAUAAGAAAAUUCAUACUAGAAAUGAAAAUCAGUGCCUCAUCCUUAAAGUGGACUGCUGGGUCAGUUUUAAGGUGAUAAAUGAACCUUUUCAGCUUUAGCCACAUGUUUAUGGUAUGAGGUGCUUUUAUUUUGGCAAAGACCCAAAUAAUACUCCCAUUAUAAAAAGUCUUAGCUCCACAGAAGAUCUUAAGUCUAUGUUUUCAUAUAUAAGCAGAAGUGUUUAUUUUUUAAAAUUGGCUUUUGAUUAAUGAUCACUAUUCUCAAGUACAUAAUCAUUAUGCUUUUUUUUUUCUUUUUUUCUGGAGAGGUUUUUGUUAUAGGGCGCGUGCGCUCGCCAGACA
Molecule: messenger RNA, 2851 nt
Organism: Tupaia belangeri chinensis (Chinese tree shrew)
Lineage: Eukaryota; Metazoa; Chordata; Mammalia; Scandentia; Tupaiidae
Gene: ZNF699
Product: zinc finger protein 699
Exons: 7
Coding region: 179-2326 (715 amino acids)
Biological process (GO): regulation of transcription by RNA polymerase II
Cellular component (GO): PcG protein complex; chromatin; transcription regulator complex
Molecular function (GO): DNA-binding transcription factor activity, RNA polymerase II-specific; RNA polymerase II cis-regulatory region sequence-specific DNA binding
Source: RefSeq, a predicted model, not a curated record